Molecule: messenger RNA, 1113 nt
Organism: Clunio marinus
Lineage: Eukaryota; Metazoa; Arthropoda; Insecta; Diptera; Chironomidae
Source: the annotation of a GenBank genome assembly
AUGAGAAAGAACAGAAAUACUCUUAAACCCGAAAAAAGACGCGAUUCAACGUCAACGCGUCUGAAGAAAAUUUGGCGUUCGCCAAAGCAACAAUCAACAUUCAGCUCCGAUUCUGGUGGCGAAAGCUCAUCAAGGCACGAAUCAAAAUCUUCACUGACACUUCAGCCUCCGUUACCGAACAAUAUUAGUAAACCAGCCUGCUCGUUGCCUUUACUACAAAUAUGGCCUAGUCAAGACAGUCCAAGAAGUGAACCUGACGGUCAGAGUUUCAUUUUCUCGGUUGCGAUUGAUGAUUCUACGAAACAAACCGAUACAACAUUUAUCGAACAAUCAUCGUCAUCAUCAGCAGUAAUAAAUCGACGGUCUUCAUUAAAUGUUGAGCAUGGUGGAGAUUCUGGAAUUGAUUCAGUUCAAGCUUCACCUUCACCAAUCACUCAACCAACGAACCAACCAAUUAUUAUAACAAGUUCCAGCACAUUGAAGCAUUCUUCCAGUAGUAGUCCAACCCCUUCCGACAAAUCCAAUCAUCGAAGAUUGCUUCAUCCGGAUCAUGCUCGAACUAUUCGGCAACCAACAUCGCCUGAUAAUACAUCAAUCGAAGACAACAAUGAAUUUUUUGGUGGCAACUUAUGCACAGCAAGUUCAAGUACAACUUCGUCUCUUACAUCGAUCGCAGCAAUUGGAAACACUGCUAGUCAUUUUAAGCGUCUCUCUGACCCUUGGCUACAUCGACAAUCAAAUAAUAUUAGUGGUCAAGAUGAUGAGAACAUUGAUCAAGAGGCACAACGACGUCGCUCAACUGGACGAUAUUCACUUUUAGAUGCAUUAGAUUUAGAAUAUGCUUUGUUGCGAGCUGCGGCUCGUGGAUCUGUUGGACCUUACUCGCUAUCCGAGUCUUUACACAAAUUGACCUUUACGCAAUCUUUAGCCUUUCCUGCAUUAGCACGAAGCAUCACAAGCAAGCGACGGAGAUCAGUUGAUCAUCCCCAACUACGACCACUCGAUCCAAACGAAUCUGGAUUAAAUCUUCUCGCUAAAUUCGUCACUGCUUGCGUCUUGGUGCUGGUUAGCUUCUUAGUAUUUUUUAUAGUAUACAAAUUCUCAACAACAUGA